This is a messenger RNA of Geodia barretti, 983 nucleotides long. Lineage: Eukaryota; Metazoa; Porifera; Demospongiae; Tetractinellida; Geodiidae. The record is from the annotation of a GenBank genome assembly.
GGUUCUGCACUGAAGCGACUACUGGCAGAAUACAAGCGUACGUAGCUCUCGUACUUCGCCUCACGGGCUAGCAGUUACCGUUUCCUAUCGCUCUAUUUACACAGAGUUGACGCUGAACUCUCCCGAGGGAAUAGUGGCCGGUAAGACAGUCAUUAGCUUGUACUCACGUGACUCAGACGUUUAGCUAUGGAUUUUUUCUGGAGGACCCAAAUCAGAGGAAAACUUCUUUGAAUGGGAGGCACUUAUCACGUGAGCCUCUACCUACAUAGCUAGCUGGUUAGUACGUUAGUAUUGCUGCCGUAAAAUACGAUUUUUCAUGCCUCACCUCUCGAUCAAAAAGGGGACCAGAAGACUGUGCAUUUGAAGGAGGGGUCUUUGUCACGGAACUCAUCUUCCCUACUGACUAUCCUCUCAGUCCACCCAAAAUGAAAUUCGUCUCGGAAGUGUUCCAUCCAAACGUGUAUCCGGAUGGUCGUGUUUGUAUCUCUAUUCUCCACACACCGGGGGACGAUCCUCUGGGAUACGAGACCGCUGCAGAGAGGUGGAGCCCGGUGCAGAGCAUUGAGAAGAUUCUGCUGUCGGUCGUGAGCAUGCUGGCCGAGCCAAACGACGAGAGUGGUGCAAACAUCGACGCUUGUAAGAUGUGGAGAGACGACAGGUCACAGUUCAACGCAGUGGCUCAGAAAUUGGUCCGGAAAUCACUAGGACUUUGAACUUCCAGCUAACAAUCUUUCACCGUGUAUAAUUUCAAAACCAAAACACCUUUCUUUUAUUGAUCAAUGCUUACAAAAGUUAUGAACACAAAGGAGCUGGCUGUGUUGUAAUAUAAUUUCAAAACCCAACACCUUUCUUUCAACGUUAAACACAAACUUUAUGAGGAGUAUAUGAUAUAACAGUGCAAACUCAAAUGGUGACUUAUUCAAAGCAACAAACGAUAAGAAAUUGGAGAGUGAGAGGGGAGGGAGGGAGGUACAUGAUUGCUA